CAACCCUAAGCUACAUAUAUUCUCUUCUCUUCUGUACUGUGCCUAGUUACAGGCACAUAAAUUAAAUCACUACUAUUAUUAUCUCAUCUUGUUUUUAAGGUACAUGGGCAUACUUCCAAACAAGAUAUGAGUUGCAAUUACCCACAAUUUUAUUUUCUAAGAAUAGUUCUGGAGUCUGUAUGAGGCCUAUGCACAUUGUUUGGAAUACAAUAAUAUUAUGAUAGAGAUUGAUGCUUUUCUUUGAAGCAGGUAAAUCUACAAGCAUGCAAAUAAAGCUCAGUUUUGUUAAAGUAACUGUUUUUUUAAUUUAUAAUGAAUUUUUAUAUAUGAAAAUAGAGUAUACAUACCCAUAAAAUAGACAAUAGGCAUGGACACACACUGUAAACAACCUUAUUGAUUAUAACUGAGGCUGAGAUCCUCUGUUUGCUUUCUACAGUGUAUGGCCACUGAUCGUAGUAGUACUAUUAUACUGUAUAGGUAUAGAGAAAAGGGAGAAAAUGUGUGGAGAACCAGAAGGCUAGCCCCACUGUUUCUAUUAAACUUAUGCCAUAGUAAACAGGCACAGUAUAGAGAGUUAGUGGGUAUAAAUACUAUUGAAUAGACUGAUAUUGUUUCAUACCAGUAACAUUAUUUUAGCACUGUGCAACUGAAUUAUUACAUAAAAAUAAGGUCUGUACCUCUUUACUAGAAUUUGUAUUUUAAUUAAUGUAAAUACAAAUAUUUAAUUAAAAACCUGCAUUCAAAUAAGCUUAACCUUAAAAAACCCUAACCUUAAAUAUAAGACUUACACUUUGCAAUGUAAGAAAUUCCUAUUGCUGGUUGCUAGAUCUGUAACUGAAAAAUAUUAGAAAAUGCAAGUACCUCUUUCUUUGGAUCAGAAUGGAAUUUUUUUUUCUGCCCAAAAUGUUUUGGCAAAAAACUAAUGUAACAGCAAAAGACCUACAUUUAAGAAUUAAAAGAAAAGGUCAUUAAUAAAUCAUUACGUAUACAAAUGUUCUGGGUAUAAACAUGGAAUAUGUAAAAUGCUCCUUCUUAAAAGCACACUUGUAUAAAUACAAGCAUAAACAAUAUCCAUAUUCCCAAUUUUUUCUUGACUUUUUUUUGCUCUUUUUCUUUAUCAUAUUCUAUGUUUCACCAAAAAAAAAAAAAGGAUAAAACCUGCAUUCCUUGAUAGUUAAAUUGUUUUUUCUAAAGAAAAAAGAUGAUUAACACAUCUGAAUAAUUCUAUGUAUAUGAGUUUUAAGGAUGGUUAAAUACCUAUGCAUAAUUAACUAUUAACCCCAGCACCUGAUGUUUGUUUUUCAUUGCAAGAGUAUAUGGACAUCUUCAGAAGCUACAUGGGAUGCUUUUCAAGUGAUUGAGAGCAAAAAACCCUCCUCUCUCUGUGGGCCAAAUCUGCUUUUGCUUUUUUGGUCACAUCCUUUAUCUUCAUUCUAAUCAUAAUUGGCACAUUUUUAUUAGGCUGCUUUGUUUAUCAUAUUACUGUUUCCUCUGCCAGAAAGAAAUCAAUGCAAUGCUACCCUUUCAAAAUGUCCGUGACCUUUUCUACCUCCACCACCUCGCUUUCGUUGGUGCCUGCACUAUCCUGGCACCAGUCAGUCACAUUGUUCUCUGGAACGGCUGCAGCCAUUGCUGAAGAACACUGCAGCAGUACAUCAGGAUGGAGAAACGCUUCCCGAUUUAACAUACAAAUAUAUAUAUUUUACACUGGCAGGCUGAUCGUGUCAUCUUUUCCUUUAUAUUUGCAUUAAUAAUCAAUCGCCUGGCCGUGUCGUCUCUGGAGCCCCAGAAAAGGCUGUCUUGACUGUUUGGGGACAUCAGGUCUGGUGAUCUGUCCCGAUUUUCUUUUGUUGUAGCGGCGGCUCCUGACCGGCUGAGAGAUGCGGCGAAGAGAGAAGCAGCAGGCCAGCCCAGAGCGGGCGCCUCGGAAGGCUCCAGACGUUGCAGAAUGAAUGCGUCAGACACGGAGAACGGAGAGGGAGAAGAGAAGGGGAGGGACGACGAUGAUCAGAUCAGGCGCCUGGCAGCAGCCUCGACAGUGGCAGGAGGAGGGAUGGCCUUCCCUGUGGAUCUCCUGGAUAACUACAGCCAUGAAGAUCUUGAGAGCUCUGGAGAGGAUUAUCUAUCUGAACUUAGGUGUGGAGAUCCAGAAAAUCCAGAAUACCUCUCUCUUGUUGAUAAUAUCAAGGUUCCAAUUUGUUUGUCAACAGUAGGCUUCAUUCCCCUUUAUGGCGGAGAAGAAAGACACAAAGUCCUUGCUUUAUUUGCACCAGAGGAUUCACUUGCAGCUGUUGCCUUGUUCCUGGCUGACCAGUGGUGGACUAUUGAUGAUAUUUUGAGAACAUCAUCUCCUUCUAGAGAAGGACUUCUGCGGGUGAAAUCAAUUGGAGAGAGAGUGGUUCUUUAUGUGCUCAACAGAAUAAUUUAUCGUAAACAAGAAAUUGAGAAAAAUGAGGUACCAUUCCUUUGUCAUGGUAGCCACGAUUAUGCAAAAAUUCUGUGGAAGAAAGGAAUGGCCAUUGGGUUUUAUUCUAUUAAGCUGCCAGGGAGCAUAUGUAGUGCCUUUCUUACUCAGAGCUAUCAGCUUCCUGUCCUGGACACAAUGUUCGUGAGGAAGAAGCAUCAGAGCAAAGACUUUGGGCUACUGAUGCUGGAAGAUUUUGUGGAUUCUUUCACAGAAGAUGCACUUGGCUUGAGGUUCCCUCUGACAUCUUUCAUGCAUGCUGCUUGCCAGAAAUACUUUGAGAGGUAUCCAGGGGAUCGUGACCUUCUGUGGGAAGUUGAAGGCAUAGGCCACUGGCACCAGCGAACACCUAUAGCUAGUGUUUUGCAGAGAGAAAGUUUAAAACACAAAGCCUUGCAAAUAGAAGCUAACGCUUCCCAGAAUGAGGAACGGUUUCUGCACACUGCCAUGGAUAACAGCCCAUCGAAUGAACAGGCAGCUGACCCCAGGGAAACACACUUAAGUGUUGAUGCUCAUAAAAAUAAAGAUGGUUUUGAUGUAUAUGAAGGUACCUCUGAAGAACCUGUUGCUUUACCAAUUCCUACUCGAUCACGAAGCAAUCAUCUGAAACGUCCAAAGUUGGGGAAAAGAAUCCAAGAACCUGAAAUUCCUGAAGCUGAAGAUGUAAAUGCUUCUCAAACAUCAGGAAACAGAUUGGAUCCUAUUACUCAUGUAUCUGAACGUUCAGAAGAAUUAAUAGAUGAGAUGGAAGAAAAAGUGAUGGAGAGCGAGCAGGAAAAGUUAGUGGAGAGUCCAAAACACUCAGUCCAAGAUACAGCCCAGCUGUGUCUUCCAUCAGAGAAGCAAGAUGAUAAAGAGGAAACAGAUGUAGAGCCAAUCAAUGGAGAGGUCAUGGAAAAUGCUAUCAAGGUGUCAAUAGUGACUGAAGGAUCAACAGCAAAUGAAGUUCUGGAUGGAGAGUCAAAGUUACAACCUGACAGUUCAGAAGAAACAACUUUAACUUUACUUGUCCCAUUAAUUCUUGAUUCUUCCGGAAAAUCCAUUGAAGACAGCGAUGAUAAUAUUUCAGAUAAGGUUGAGAACAUGGCAGAUUCUGAAGUGCCAGCAGAAGAGGAACAGAUGACACAAAGGAAAAGAGCAAAUGCUGAUCCUGUUUCAGCAGCAGAAAAAGAAUCUUCUAAUAAUGGUCUUUUAAACUCAGUAGCAGUGGAAGCUCCAGAAGAUGCCAUUUCUGAAAAUGUCUCUCCCAACACAACCUCUUCCUUGGAAGAGCAAAGUGAGGAGGGUGGAUCUGACUCACCAGAAGCCCCCGUGGCCCUGGGUCAGGGGGCUCUGAUGAUGGUUGAAUUGGAGGACAUCUCUUACCAGCAACAUCCAGAGGGACAAAAGAACCAAAUGGAUGAACAGUCUGAAGAGUCAGCUGAGCCAGUGUCUGAGAGAGCUGCUGACAGCAGUUCAGAAGAAGCGGAAAUUGAGGUGCCUGUAAUAGACAGGCGGACCUUACGAAGAAAAGCCAAAGGAUACAAAGGCCCACCCAAGAAAAAAGGAAAACUAAUUUGAACACAAUUAUAGUCAACCCAAGUGGGAAUGAUUGCCAUUUUCAUUGUGUUUCUUUCUUCAGAGAAAAAGCUGUAAAAUUACAUAUCAUUGUAGGAUCCACAUGUAUUUAAACACUGGAAUCAUUCCCAGUUUUUCUAUAGCCUGUUACUUGUUUUGUUGUUUAACCACUACAUAAAAUGAACCAAAUUGAGUAUGGAAGUAAAUAUCUAGUUUUGCUAAACAAUAACAAUAAUCAAAAAGACACUGGAUGUUAAAGUGGGGCAGUAACUUUAAAUUAGUUAUAUUAGAGAUGUUGAGGGGCCAAACAGGUGCCACCUUAUGUUACAUUGUUAAACUGCCUCAAGUGGCUGUUGAUUUGUCAGCUCUUAUGUACAAUAACGCAUAAUUUAUGAAGUGUCAGGCAUUUUCUUCAUCCCUAAAUGCCAUGGAAAGAUUAAUUGCGCACCCUGAUGUUUUUCCAGGCUUAUCAGGGACAGAUAUUUACAAUUAAAGUUAUUUUUUUCAAACCCUGCAAUCAUUAUUUUGUAGUAAAUUCAAAAUCCUGUUUUAAACUGAAAUAUAGAAUACCUGAUAUUAUUUGUGCUUAGUUCAACUUUGCCAUGGAUACUAUAUGCUCCCAUUCAAAAAUCCAAGAUUAUAUGAUCUCAACUAAACCUGAAUCCUCAAUCUAUGUUGGAGUCCUCUGAUUAUUUUGCCAGUGAAUAAAGCAGGUGCUUCUUUUCACAAACGAAGCUCCUAAUAUAUGGAUAGUAAACUGAACUCCUUCAGAGUAAUUGUAGGUUAGACCCUCAUAAAAACCUAUGAUUACCAUUUUCUAAGUACUAGUAGUUGGACAGAUUCAUAAAGAGUCUUCAGUUUGAGGCAAUUUCUCUUUCAGUAUCUGUUAGUAAGAAUGUUCAUUUGAAACGAUGUGAAACUUUUGAUUUUAAUCUUUUCAGAAUUGGUCUAUUUUGGCUCCCUGGUUGUAUAAGCUUUCUGGCUUCUCAGUAAUGGCUCAGCUGAUUGCUUUUUUAAAAUAACUCAUCUUGAUAAAGAAGUGCUGUUUUUUUAAAAAGCAUGUUAUGAGAAGUUUUAGUUUUGAGGUAUAUAGAGUUGCCAAGUUGUCUGGAUUUUCAGCAUGAUACACAUUUUUCUACCAGUGUACAUUUUGUAUAUUGUGGAUUAGGAGUAUUUGUGCAGAAAUCUUGGUUCUGAUAUUGAUUAAACACUUUCUAUGAAGCACAUAAAACAGCUUGUCUCUUGUACUACUAUUUUUUUUUUUUUUUUGGUAAAAUAACAUUUUGACAAUUUAAGAUUAGGGCAGUUUUUGCUAUUAGCACUGAAGUUUUUGAAAUGGACAAGGUUAGAUUACAGUCUCUGAAAGGAAACAUAGGUAUGAAUGUUAGAUGUAUUGAGCUAGAUAAACAAGGGGCUUUGUAAUUCUUAUUCUGUAAAUCAAAACAAUAUUUUGUGAAGUGACUACGUGUGUAUUUCUAUUAUGGAUUCUGGAUUGGUGGUGAUUUAAUACUAUAUUAAAUGUUUUAAAUCAGUGUGUUUCUCCCAAAUCAUAAAUUUGGCUUGUGCAUUUAAAGCUAUAAAACAUUUAUUUUCAGUCUGUAAUUAAAGUGGUUUAUAAAACAUUUAAUUGCAAAAAUGUUACUUAUAUGAGAGCCGAGUUUCUUAACCCUUCUAGGAUAUUCAAUUAUUAUAAAAUCUUAAGGAAAGUUAAUCUUGACAUCCAUGGUCCUUCCAGAAAACGUUUUGAUGGUUUUGUCUAUAAGCCAGAAGGAUAUUUUCCCUUGUAUACACAAGUAAGAAACACUGUCCUUUCUGCAGAAAGCAGCCCUCCAGCUGACAUUAACCAAGAUAUAUCUCUUGGAUCACAUAUUGCUUAUAAAAAUGUAUGAUGCCUGUAGCAAAGUCUGGAAGAAUUAAACUGAAUAUUGUUAUGAAGGCAAAUAUUUAUAUGUAUUAUAUAACUGUAACUUGUUUUCUUCUGAUUGGAGUUAGGUGACCUCACUUCAGCUAGCACCUUGUAACUUUUUACAUUGCAGCUGUUAUUGAGCUAAAACCCUUAAAUUAUUAAAACUAUGCUGAGAAAUUAAAAACAAAUUUGUAAAGCAGAAUUAAAAUGUGCAACACUGUGCAGUUCACAAAGGAACACAUUCUUAAAAGGAUUAUUAUAUGAUUUAGCUUA
This is a messenger RNA of Python bivittatus (Burmese python), 6200 nucleotides long. It is a transcript of the gene FAM169A, whose product is annotated as family with sequence similarity 169 member A. Lineage: Eukaryota; Metazoa; Chordata; Lepidosauria; Squamata; Pythonidae. The record is from RefSeq and is a predicted model, not a curated record.